Messenger RNA from Eurytemora carolleeae, 1843 nucleotides. RefSeq names its product Y-box factor homolog. The record is from RefSeq and is a predicted model, not a curated record. Gene Ontology annotation, cellular component: nucleus. The transcript is spliced from 4 exons. Gene Ontology annotation, molecular function: nucleic acid binding. Lineage: Eukaryota; Metazoa; Arthropoda; Copepoda; Calanoida; Temoridae. Gene Ontology annotation, biological process: regulation of gene expression. The coding region runs from base 139 to 969 and encodes 276 amino acids.
ACACCGAUGCUGGUCCAGGGCCCGUUCAAAUAGCAAAUGAAUACUUAUUGGAUUUCCAUCGGUACUUCACGAGGUUUAACGCCAUCUUAACAACAGACGUGGGAAAAAGUUGGUCAACAUCCAGACCACAUUAACAUCAUGACUGACCCGGAGACCCAGCCCGAACAACAGCAGGCUGGGGAUAAAGAAGAAGCCGCCAAGGAGGUCAUUGCCACUAAGGUGACCGGAACCGUGAAGUGGUUCAACGUAAAGUCAGGAUACGGUUUCAUCAACAGGAACGACACUAAGGAGGAUGUGUUCGUUCACCAGACUGCCAUCGUGAAGAACAACCCCAAGAAGGCGGUCAGGUCCGUGGGGGACGGAGAGGUAGUUGAGUUCGAUGUUGUUAUCGGAGAAAAAGGAAACGAAGCGUCUAACGUAUCUGGUCCUGAGGGUGUACCCGUGAAAGGAUCUCCCUAUGCCGCUGAUCGUCGUAGAGGUGGAUUCCGCAGUCGCGGCAGAGGACGUGGAGGAAAAUCCGAGGGAGGUUCCGGAGGAGAAGGAGAGGAGAAUGGGGUAGAGGAGGAAGGAGAAGGAGGAGAAGGAGAUGAAGGUGGUCGAGGACGUGGACGUGGUAGAAGUCGUGGAGGAUACAGAAGAUACCGUCCCAGGUAUGUUCGUCGUGGCGGAGCUCGUCGUAGUGAUGAAGAGGAGGGAGGACAGGCGGAGUCUGGUGAAGAUGGCGGAGAUGAAGCGGAUCAGGAGGGAGGAAGAGGACGGGGCCGUGGUCGUGGCGGAUACAGGGGAAGAUCUCGCGGACGUGGAGGAUUCCGCGGAGGAUUCCGCGGCGGAUAUCGAGGAGGUCCCGGCGGGUUCCGCGGAUCUUCCCGUGGAACCGGAUUCCGUGGUGGACGCGGUGGAUUCCGCGGUCGUGGUCGUGGACGUGGUGCCGGGGUUGGUGGAAACGAAGGCGGUGAGAGCAGUGCCUAAACCCUGCGCCGUAGGUAGAUCAGGUUCCACGAUCCCUGCCCUUCUCGGAUGAUCGUGUCAUUGAAAAUGAGAUCUAGUGUGUUACAUCGUUCAAAAUCUGUCUGGGAUAGUUUCAAGGUUUUUCACCAGCCCAGACUUUACUUUACAAUCUCAAGUAGAUUCACUUUAGACUCAGGUUAAAAACAAACUUUAAUUAAUCCCACGUUAAUCCAUCUUAAGCUUGCCUCACCUCGGUUCCAAGCUUUCCUGGUCUUAAAACCAACCUUGAAACUGUCCCUAAGAUCCCAUGGGUAUUUCUUGUAGGACGGAGCUGACACAAAAUCUGUUUAGCUCCGUUCUUCAUUUGUUCCAUCGUUAAUAGAUUGAAAUCAUCUAUGUAAAGCAUGUAUUCGUUUAUGCAGCAUUCUCCGGGUCAGUUUAAAAAUCACAGAAUCUGCUGUAAUCAUUGUAAAUCUUUAAAACAUGUAUUAGAAUAAGUUUGUGAAGUAUGCUAUUCCAUCUGAUCUAAAACCAGUAUUUGGACGACUUGACUUUUGUGGACUGUAAACAACAUUUUAUAACUAGUUUCAUUCCACGCUAUGGAUGAACAACAAUAAUUGCACCAAAAUUUUUCUAGACGACACAAAAGCCACUGUUGUCCUACCCAUGGGAUAAAUGUGGGUACUAGGAGUUAAAGUUUUCAUGGAACUAACAUCAAAGACAUGUCUCCCUGCUCAGUGCUCAGGAUGGAUUGGUCUCUGUGUUCCAUGAGACGAUUCUCUUAUGGCCUGCAUAACAUGUAAUUAUUAAACUUAACAACAGGUUUUAUAUGAAAUCCAAAAAUAAGAAUUUGGCACCAACAAAUUUUUAAAAUAAAAAUAAAUAUAAACUGCAA